CUCAUUCGAACGAGUGAUUAUUGAGUGAACUCCACCGGCUGAAAAGUGACCUUUUGAAAUCGAAAACGCGUUUCCUAAUUGAAAUGCAAUUGGGGAAAACAAGAAAAUAACAUAAGUGAUCUCUGAUGCGUAAAUUGGUCUUCAACAUGUGGGUAUUUUUCAUUGAAUUGAGGUGACUUUUCUUUGAGAACAAACAAGUGAAGGAACGGAUCCUUGCCCGGUUCAACUGCAUGGAUAACCAAUGAUCAAUCCCAAUGAUUUUCAAGAUUAAGGAGAGCUAUGCUCCUUAACAAGAAAAUCCUUACUACAGCAUCUGCAGUAAAAACUGCAAAAAUUACUCUGAGAAAUUCAUAAUAUAUCCAUAACUACAGCUUUUUAAUUUAAAGUCAAGUUUACUGGUCAUACCAAUGAGUAUGGCACCGGUUAUCCCUGCGGAGAAAAAGGACAUUAACAUUGAAAUGAAACCAAAGUUUGAAUUUGAAAAGUCAGACAUUUUUGUUCGUCAAGUGGUGAUGAUGACACUGUGGUAUAUUUUUAGUUUCGGAUCAAUGUUUACUAACAAAUACAUACUCAGUGAGUUGAAUGGCGACGCAGGGAUACUUGGUGAAACACAAAUGCUUGGAACAGCCAUAUUUGGUGCCUUCAAAAUGUAUAUUCCUUGUGCAUUGUUCCAGAGGUCGUCACAUGGACACCAUGAAAUUACACAUUUUCAUUUCAUUAGGAAUAUGGGGAUUCUAGGCUGGUUAAGAUUUUCAAGUGUUGUGUGCUCUCUAAUUAGUCUAAAGUAUGUUCCAGUGUCUUUCACUGAAACUGUCAAGUCAUCUUCACCAGUGAUUACUGCUUUGUUUGCAUGGAUAAUGCUGGGAGAAAAGCAGAGCAUACAUGUGAAUUUAACACUUAUACCAAUAGUAGGAGGUCUUGCUCUAUGCACAGCUAAUGAGAUUAGCUUCAACAUGAUGGGAUUCAUUGCAGCUCUACUGAACAUUUUUAUAGAUUGUAUACAAAAUGUCUUUUCUAAAAAGCUUCUUUCUAGUGAACAGCCUUAUAGUCCUCCAGAACUUCAAUUCUAUACAAGUGCAGCAUCCAUAAUCGUGCAGUUGCCAUUGUGGUUUGUUUAUACCGACAUCAAGCUCAAAUUCAUAUCCAUGGAUUAUUAUAUGAUAUUAAUGUUAUCACUGAAUGCAUUCCUCUUCUACACUCAAAGUCUUACGGCAUAUGGUCUYAUGUCAGUUAUAUCACCUGUGACAUUUAGUGUUUCCAAUACAGCCAAGAGGGCGGUCUUAAUCUGGGUUUCCGUCCUGGUUUUUGGUAAUCAAGUAUCRCCGCUAAGUGCUUUAGGGACAAUCAUUGUCACAUCAGGUGUAUUUUUAUACCAGAGAUUUAAAGGCAAGCAGAAAGCUUGGGAUGCAAAACAUUCAACAAAAGAAACUCUUAAUGUAUGAGUUAUAAAACAAUUUCAUAGUUAUUCAAAUUAUUAUUUAGUGGAAGAUUUAGCCUUGUCUAUAGAAUACKCUCUGCCUGCUAUAGAAAGAGGUGUAAUGAUCAGGCAAUAAAGGAAUCAGUCUAUGUGGACCUGGAUUCAAUAGGCAAUAUGCAGCAAUGAAAUUUUGAACAAGAAAUCAUCAUAUAGAAGUUGUAGUACUUGCACUUUUUGUAUGUCUAUAAAGCCGUUUUUGUAUUUUCUUUGACACAAAUUACUUCAAACUAUUAAUUUUUUUUCAAAAAAAAAAGAAAGAAAGAGCAUCUUAAGAAGGACAUUUAGCAAGUGCAUGGACUGCAACUACCUUGAAUUCAUGGUUUUGCUGCACAUUGCCUAUUCCUUGAMCAGUAGCCAUGCUKUGUCCUUAAGCAAGUCAGUGCCUCUUUCCAGUCAGAUGUAUUAAAAUAGGUAGGCUAUUGAUUGGGUAAAUUAGGGAAUUGAAUUGCCAAAUGGCAGUAGAGAGCAUCCUGGGGCAGAGGCRUUUGAGAUUCAAAUAUAUCCCAUAAAUACCAUGAUAAUACCUCGGGGAAACUUAACUCACAGAACAAAUCUUGUAAUUGAGUGAGACAACAGAAAAAAAAAAGAAUUGAGGGAUUAAAUUAAAYAAUGUCCAUUGUUCUUCAGGACAUCUUUGUUAUUUUUAUUGCUCGUGAUUCUUUGUUAUUUCACCAAAUCACAGUCUUUGUUCUGCAGGCUGUGUGUUACUGACAGUGUUGCCUGUGUAAUAGAGCGGAUUUCGUAUGAGUGGGAAACGGACGGUACUGUACUGUGUCCGUAAUCGUACUGUAACCAAAUUCUAGUGCCCCAUUGGUUCACCAAAAUUCUGCAGGCCAGGUGCGAUAACUGUGCGGUAACCGUGCGGUAACGGUGUCCCACUCAUACGAAAUCCGCUCUAUUUCUCAAUUGAUUUAAGCUAUUAUAGAAAUAGGUCUCCUGAUGACUAGAAUGCAUUGUUUUCUUUGAUGCCUAUUUGACUUUAUACAACUUUUCAGUAAAAUCAGACGUUUUGAUUGGUUGGCU
Molecule: messenger RNA, 2500 nt
Organism: Exaiptasia diaphana
Lineage: Eukaryota; Metazoa; Cnidaria; Anthozoa; Actiniaria; Aiptasiidae
Product: solute carrier family 35 member E2A
Exons: 8
Coding region: 408-1442 (344 amino acids)
Cellular component (GO): Golgi apparatus
Molecular function (GO): antiporter activity
Source: RefSeq, a predicted model, not a curated record